Spodoptera exigua (beet armyworm) is the source of this 2288-nucleotide messenger RNA. The record is from the annotation of a GenBank genome assembly. NCBI's taxonomy places the organism in Eukaryota, Metazoa, Arthropoda, Insecta, Lepidoptera, Noctuidae.
CUGAGGGCUCAGACAGUCUAGGACUGCGGACCGAGUCACACGUGCGUGCGGAGCGAAUAUUUGUGGUGUUUCACACAUUUCUACUGGACUGUUUGUGCUACAACGUUGGAAUCGACAUAUCGUCAACAUGAUCCUCACGCUAAUAUGGGUGGUUGUCUUGAUAGCUACAGCCGUGUUGUUCCUAAGACAGGCUUAUGCAACAUUUGAUCGAUAUGAAAUCAAAUAUUUGAAGGCGGUUCCCAUUUUAUCUGACUUGAUCGCAAUAAUCAGACCUAAAGAACACAUUGGCCUUGAUCUCGCGAAAACUUACAACAGUUUUCCUAAUGAAAGGUUCGUGGGGAAACUUCAGUUUUUAAAAGAAGCAAUAUUAAUACGCGACCCGGAGCUAAUUAAGAAGAUGACGGUCAAAGACUAUGAGAACUUCCUCAACCAUCCUAACACUGCGCCUCCCGAAUCAUUCUUUAGCAAACUGUUAUUCUUUAUGAAAGGAGAGGAAUGGAAGGAAAUGCGUUCCACGUUGAGUCCAGCGUUCACGAGCUCCAAGAUACGGCUGAUGGUGCCUUUCAUGGAGGAGGUCGGUGAUCAAAUGAUUCAGUCUCUCAAGAAGAAUAUAGAAAAUUCAAAAGAUGGCUACAUAGAUAUUGAAUGCAAGGAUCUCACAACACGUUACGCCAAUGAUGUGAUAGCAACCUGUGCCUUUGGUCUGAAGGUGGACUCUCAUAAUGAUGAAAACAACCAGUUUUACUUAAUGGGAAAGAUACUUAGCGGAAUCAGUUUUGCCAAGAUUCUGUUGUACAUGAUUCUCGUUAACGUGCCUUAUGUCAUGGAGAUUUUAGAUUGGGAUUUCAUACCGAAGUCAGCCCAGAAAUAUUUCAAAACUUUGGUACUGGAAACAAUGAAAAAUCGGGAGUUACAGAAUAUUGUAAGGCCAGAUAUGAUUCACUUACUAAUGGAAGCUAAAAAAGGUAAAUUGAAAUACGAUGAUGAUAAAUCAACUGAUGACGGAGCUGGGUUUGCGACUGUUGAAGAAUCUGCGGUCGGAAAAAAGUCACUUACUAAUAAAGUUUGGACCGACGAGGAUUUGGUGGCUCAAGCAUUCAUAUUCUUUGUUGCUGGCUUCGAAUCGGUUUCAUCGAGUAUGUCGUUCUUACUGCACGAGCUGGCAUUGAACCCUGAUGUGCAGGAACGUUUGGUGCAGGAGAUCAGAGAACAUGAUGAGAAGCAUGGUGGAAAGGUGGACUUCAGUUCCAUACAGAGCUUGAAGUACUUGGAUAUGGUUGUGUCAGAGGUAUUAAGAUUGUGGCCACCAUUUGUAAUUAUUGACAGAGAAUGUACAAGAGAUUACAAUCUGGGGAAGCCCAACGAUUCAGCGGCACGCGAAUUUGUUGUACGAAAAGGUGCAGAAUUGUGGAUACCAACGUAUGCUUUACACCGUGAUUCUCAGUAUUUCCCGGACCCUGAAAAGUUCGAUCCUGAGCGUUUUUCUGAAGAGAAUAGACACAAAAUUAAACCAUUUACAUACAUGCCUUUUGGUUCUGGACCUCGGAACUGUAUCGGGUCAAGAUUUGCUCUCUGUGAGAUGAAGGUGAUGGCCUACCAGCUUCUGAGUUACAUAGAGCUGUCUCCAUGUCAGAAGACUUGCAUCCCUGCCAAACUAGCCACGGAUAGUUUCAACUUAAAGCUGGAAGGUGGACAUUGGUUAAGGUUUAGGCUAAGAAAAUAAAAGUGUCAUUGUGUCAUACUACCUAAAUACAAGGUUUUCAUUUUUUUUGUAUUUACCAAACAUGUUGUGACUGCCAUGUGUAUGGCAAAAUACUUCUAUCACCACCGCUCUUUUUCGCAUCAUUAUCAGCCUGAUUCCGUCCGCUGCUGGACGUAGGCCUCUCCAAUUACACGCCUGUCGGUUCGGUGUUAAGCUCUUGUCAUCCAACCACUGCCAGCCACCCUGCGGAUAUCGUCAGUCCACCUAGUUAGAGUCUGCCCUAUACUACAUUUGCCUAGACGUGAUCUCCACUAUAGAACACAAACAUCUGCUACAUAGACAGCAGAAAUUGUCAUGAGUAUGUCUGAUGAUGUAAAAAGAUUUUGUUAAGUAUGAGACUGCUGGAAGGAUAACCAGGUUUAGAACUUAACAAAUUGAAAUUAAAUAUCGAUGCUAGAUAAGUUAUUUUAGUAGUAACAUAGAAAUUAUAUUAAGUGUAGGUUACCUAUUUUAAUGUGCAUUUAAAAAAUAAUUGUUUACAAUAUUUUAGUAUGUAGCUAAUUGAAUGUUCUUAAUAAAAUGUUUC